UAUCUGUCGCUGUCGUCUGUCGUUUCGUUUUCGUUGCAUAUUGGGGCAUGGAAAUGAGGAUUUGGAGAAAUAUUAUUUAUCCCUGCUUACAACUAGGAAAUUCCCCUUUGGGGAUUAAUUAUUAAUUUGUUAAUAAUUAUGUUUAGUUUAAUGUUUGGGCCGGCACUAAGGACUAGAGGAGAUUGUCGAAGUGUGAGUGAAGUGUUUGCGGGAUGAUUGUUAUCAAAUGUAUGUGAAUUCACACAAAUCAUGUGAAUUAUUGUAAACACUGUCUAAUUAUAGCCAAAAGGCGUUAUGACCCGCGUUUGUGUUUGUGUCCAGUGAAUAAACUACAUAAUUUAAAAAUGAAUGAGAAGAAAACGGAGAAAACCUUCAAGAGCUACAUCAAUGUAUCUCCAUCGAAGAACAAUGGGGAUAGAAACGGAUCAGUUCAAGAAGUAAAGCCCAAACUUCUAAAUGGUGAGCUGAUAGUGGGCGCGGCGCACAGCGUGGUGCUCCUGGCGCCGCUCAGCGACCGCGACCACGGCCGCUUCGGCUCUCUAUUCGUCACCAACUACAAGCUUGCGUUCGUGCCGCUCGAGAAGUCGGUCGACGAUGAAUGCAGUCAACGCAACCUCCUCCUCGGUCCAUACGAAGCGGCACUGACAAGCGUAGGCGCCGUAUGGCUCACGGACGGCGGGCCGGUGCGGAGACGCCGGCUGCUGCCCAAGGGAGACAUGCCGGUGAAGGUUAAAGGACUACAAGUCAUAUGCAAGAACAUGAAAGUCCUCACCUUCAGUUUCGCCAACUCGCCAAUCGGCCACGGCCGAAAAGUCGCCAUGGCGCUCGUCCACCACGCUUAUCCAAAACGUCACGAUCUGCUCUUCGCCUUCGAAUACAAGGAACCUUACUACCCCACUCUACCCUCUGACUUAAACAUGUUCAUUCGACCGGCUGACUGGAAGAGAGAGUUAGAAAGAUGUGAAAGUCCCCAUUGGAGAAUAACUUGCAUCAACGGCACGUCGGAUGCCUUCAUGUUGACGGCGGGCGAGACGCUGAUAGUGCCUAGUUCUGUGCUCGACUACAAUCUUAUGGAGAGCGCGAGGCAUUUCAGAUCAGGACGGGUGCCAGUAUGGGUGUGGGGCAGCAGCGCGGGGGCCGCGCUGCUGAGGAGCGCGGAGUUACUGCCCACGGAGCAAGCUGCUACCGCAGAGAGCGUGCUGCUAGAACAGGUCCGACGUUCCCACCCCAAGCUGACCCCGCCGCACGUGAUCUACCUAUGCGGGAACAGCUUCCAACAGCCGAGCAACGCCGCGGGCCCCAAUAAUGCCUUAACUCCACUGCCGACGUUAGGAGCGCUUGAGGCCUCAUACAAGAAGCUAGUCGAGUUAUGUACGCCAACGACGUUAGGCGGAUUCUGGGUACAAGAUUCCCAAUACUACUCGCUGAUGGAGGCGAGCCGGUGGCUGCGCCACGUCGGCAGCUGCGUGGCGUUCGCGGACUCGGCCGCCGGCCACCUCGCCCGCAACGUCACCGUCGUGCUGCAGGAGGGUGAUGGCGUCGACUAUUGCGCGGUGGUGUCGUGCCUAACACAACUGCUACUAGAUUCACACUUCAGGACCAUAUCGGGCUUCCAGUCGCUCAUACAGAAGGAGUGGGUCGCGCUAGGGCACCCGUUCUGCGACAGAUUCGGCCUCCCCCGGCCCGGGAACCCCAAAGACUCCAAAGACACCUCCGCCGCCCAGACUGCGCCGGUCUUCCUCCUCUUCCUGGACUGCACUUGGCAGUUGUUACAGCAGUUCCCCGACCAGUUCCAGUUCUCGGAGACCUACCUCACCACGCUGUGGGACUGCGCGCACAACCACCUCUUCGACACGUUCCUGUUCAACUGCCCGAGGGACCGCGAGCUCGCUGUUGCUAAGAAUUUCGUCCAAAGGCCAGUUUGGGAUUGGGGCGAGCAGUUCUCGGAGAAGGACAAGGCGCUGUUCUACAACCCUCUCUACAUGUCGCAUAAACAAGGGACGACACCAAAGCAAAGGAUAUCAACCUCAUCGAUGGGCAGUAAACCGUCCUCGCUACAGCGGCUAGAACCUUGCACGUCCGUGGCCGGCAUGGAGCUGUGGUCGCAGUGCUACGAGCGCUGGCUGCUACCGCUGGACGCGCCGUACGCCGGCCCCGUGCAGUACCACGUGUUCAACUAUUCUGUUCUCGCCGAGAUACAACGACUAAACGAGAAGCUGUCUUCCCUGUCGAUAAUGAGCAACCGCCAGUCCAACGGCGACUGGACCGAGCCCGCCCGCCCCGCGGCCGUGUCUCGCUUCUUCCCCUUCAGCGUGGCGCGCGGCAACUCGCGGAGCACGCUCGACUGUAUGCAGAUGAGCCUUAUCGACGCCUCACAGCUCCUGGACUCCCAGUCUCUACUGAACGCCCCAGACUAAUUCCUCAAAUUACCUGUAAGUUGCUAGAAAAUAUGCUUAUGUAUAUACAUUUUCAUGUUUGCGGAAUAUAUAAGCGAAAGCCAUUAUGCAAUAUGAACUUAUUCAACGUAACGUCAUCUUAAUUGGUUACAGGUUUUGAACCUUAAACUAACCUUAGUAAGCUCUUUAUAUUGAUGGGGUCAAAGUGCCAAAAUUGUGUAGUGUUUUGGCACUCUAUCCGUAUCGUUAUUAAUGGUACCUGUAUUAAUUUAAUAAUGGUAAAAUGUGUAAUGACAUUUCCUCCCAUAAAUUAGAAUUAUCAAAAAGAUUUUCCAGUAUCUAGUUUGUAUUAAGGCGCCAUUUCAAUUAGUUUUAUUAUUUUGUGAUUGAGCAUGCAGCGGCUGCAAAAAAGUUGCGUGUUGUAAUCGUGUAUAAAAUUGUCCGUAGUUAUGCAGAAAAACACUAACUUCAUUUUCUAACGAAACUAUAAACAUAAAUAAUGUAUUAUGGAAAUGAUAGCGUUUCGUUUCCUUUUCUGCAGACAAUUUUAUUGUCAUCACGUCAUAACAUAUUAAAGUAACGUUUAAGUUGUUUCCUUUCUGCAGACCUACAGUUUAACAUGCUUUUAUAGAACAAACGGUGUGUUUUCAUGAACACUUUUGUAUUUAAGCCAUUUUAUUACAAGUUGAUAGGAGAAUAUAAAUAUGAUUUGUGGAUUGAAACCCAUUUUUUACCUACCCUAAAAUUUUCAAUUUGUGUUGUUGAUAUAUUUUUUAUUGAAAUUGACGUACAUAAAGCAAGUGAUGAAAUGUAAAUAGUCUUAGGAUUAUUACAUAGUACAAUCGGAUUAAGACUAACUGCGAAAUCUCUAGCCCUCCAUAUGAGAUGGUUUCGUUUUAGGGACAUAGUGUCUUAGAUCUUUUUUAUGUGGAAUUUAAUAAGCUUUCACUUUGCUAUACACGAUAAUCAUAUAAAAUCCAUAGCUACAGAGAGAAAACGAAAAAACAAAGAAGACGUAUAUUUUUUCAUAUUCCGUCUGAUCCCUGUGGUCCCCGGUCCCCGAAGCUCAAAUUUGAAGACACGCAAACAGCGGUGUCAGCAUGGUUGCAUUUUUAUCACCUGUCACUAUGUCUGUCACUUUCGCACUUACAUACUUGUUAGAACGUGACAGGCAUGGUGACAGGCGAUAAAAAUGCUACCGUGCUAAGCCCGCUGGAAUCCCAGAAAUUGUAGGUGUCAAAUUGGAUUACUGUCACUAUUGUCAAAUCCCAUUCAAGAUCUAAAAUCUGUUUUUGCAAUCACAUUAUUUAGCCCUAGACAUUUUUUCUCCGUUAAUUUUAGUAAAAUUGUAUUGCAUAGCACUUGUGUAGCAAUUAUGGAUCUACUGAUGUCUAUUUUAUUAAAAUCGGUUAAAUAGUUUAGGCGCUAGAAGAAAAAAUAUGAUUUAGUUUACGGCGUCCUCUCAAGGCGGCUGUAUUGAUUUUUCUUUAAUAAAACAAGUGUAAACAGGUUGUAAAGGGCAAGAGGAAUUUACCGAUACUUCAUUAAAAAAAAUCUAAAGGGUAUACUGAAUCAUCAGUACUUAAACCCAUAACCCUACUUUCUGGUUAAGUCGUAGUCGAGCAAAAUGUUGAUAUUGGGGUAGGACAUGCACAAAUGUAUAGACAAUAGUGGAAUUCAUAUUCCUCCAAGUUUCCUAUUAAGAGAAUAUCCCCUGAAAGGCAAUAAGCGCUAAAUUUUUCCGCAAAGAUUACUACGACUUUUUUAGAAUUUAAUAAGCUUUAAUGUUGCCUUACACCAUAUUUUCAUAGAGAACGUAGAUUUAAAAGUGAAACGCGAAUUUCUUCAGGAUGGUACACAUUUUCCAAAUUUCCAAGAUGGCUGCGAUUCCUCGAGGUCCCCAAAUGUCAAAUGGUGUGGACAUGAAAAGGGGUAUUUAAUUGAUAUACAUACCUAAUUUCAGGACUGUUCUAGAGGUUUCGCAGUUAGUCUUAAUCCGAUUGUACUAACGUGUAAAUUAGUGAAACUGUCAUAUCAGUACAGAGCAAAUUUUAUCAAGUUCUAUAAUGGCCUUAGGUAUAAUUUUUAUAAAUAUAGCGAGUGUGAAUUAUUUUUUUAAGUUAUCUUAAGCUACGAAUUGAUUAUAUUUUAAUAUUCCAUUGAACAAAAUAGUGAUAUUUUUAUAUUUGUGAAAUGGUAAAUUGUGUAGCCUUUAUUUUCUUGUAUUUAAAGAUAGAUAAAU
This is a messenger RNA of Cydia strobilella, 4638 nucleotides long. Its product is annotated as myotubularin-related protein 10-B. Lineage: Eukaryota; Metazoa; Arthropoda; Insecta; Lepidoptera; Tortricidae. Gene Ontology annotation, biological process: phosphatidylinositol dephosphorylation. The transcript has 14 exons. Gene Ontology annotation, molecular function: phosphatidylinositol-3-phosphate phosphatase activity. The record is from RefSeq and is a predicted model, not a curated record. Gene Ontology annotation, cellular component: cytoplasm; membrane. The coding region runs from base 345 to 2417 and encodes 690 amino acids.